CAAGACUCGGCCAAACCCCAACGCCUUCCACAAUGCGCAUUACCGACCCCCUACUGGUCAUUGCCAUUGCUCUUAUCGCCAGCUGCGACAGGACCACUGCUGUUUCCAAGGCGGCCACUACUCAAAACGGAUUCUACGCCGAGCUCUACAAUGUUGAAGACGGCGUUGUCACGAACAAGAUGCGUGUUCCACUUGGUGAUGUCAAAGACUACAAGAAGACUGACCUCAAGGCGUUCAAGGAAGCAUUUAACCAGGAGGAACGAGCCGCAGUCAUGCUACCCAAAGGAAUCACUUCUCUCUUCAAAGGCAUUAAACGCUUUGCGGGCUUCUUUAAACGGGGCAAGCGUCGUCUGCGCCUUGCGGAAGCAUAAGGUGUGGAUCAAACGCCACGUUUAACCUUUGCAGGACUCACGGGAAAGGCUCGAUUAAUAUAAGAAAAGGAUUUCUU
Molecule: messenger RNA, 448 nt
Organism: Phytophthora infestans T30-4
Lineage: Eukaryota; Oomycota; Peronosporomycetes; Peronosporales; Peronosporaceae
Exons: 1
Coding region: 33-371 (112 amino acids)
Source: RefSeq, a predicted model, not a curated record